This is a messenger RNA of Linum tenue, 321 nucleotides long. Lineage: Eukaryota; Viridiplantae; Streptophyta; Magnoliopsida; Malpighiales; Linaceae. The record is from the annotation of a GenBank genome assembly.
AUUGACUACGAAGAUGGUGAAUCAAGUACUGUCCCGAUUAAGAGCAUAUUUACUUGGCAAGAACUCAGCCAUAUUUGUGCGGAACGAUGUUGCAUAGGAGGGAGAAGAGUAUGCAAGAUGACUUACCAGAACAGAUUUCCAACUGCUGAGGUGUAUGUCGAGACAGAAGUUGUUGGCCAAUAUGGUGGGGGCGGUUAUACCGAACAAGGUGAAGGAUCGGGAGGUUUUUCCGGUUCAGGAGAUUUCAGAGUGCGGCAUGAUGCACCAUGGCCAACAUACGAGGAUCGAACUGCAACUGGUCCAUUGGUGGAACAUGACGGA